Messenger RNA from Beta vulgaris subsp. vulgaris (sugar beet), 3350 nucleotides. RefSeq names its product ATP-dependent DNA helicase Q-like SIM. Lineage: Eukaryota; Viridiplantae; Streptophyta; Magnoliopsida; Caryophyllales; Amaranthaceae. The record is from RefSeq and is a predicted model, not a curated record. Gene Ontology annotation, molecular function: 3'-5' DNA helicase activity; nucleic acid binding; four-way junction helicase activity. Gene Ontology annotation, biological process: double-strand break repair via homologous recombination. Bases 488 to 2983 code for a protein of 831 amino acids. Gene Ontology annotation, cellular component: cytoplasm; nucleus; chromosome. The transcript has 8 exons.
UCGUACCGCAUAGGAGAUUAGUGAUGAGUUUAAUCGAGCCUAGGCCUUCGUUCAGGCGGGAAAUGGGAAACCCAAGAACUUGACGAAAUUCCAAUUUUUCAAUUGCGCGGCACACCAAGCACUUCCAAUUUUCGUUUCGCCGCACACCAAAAUCAAACACAGAGAUAGGAGUAUUCACCACCGAAAAUUCGAAAUCUCCAGUUUCUGCAAUUCUGGGUAUUUGAUUCUUCUGGCAAUGCUUAGUACAUGUUUGUGGCUUUGAGGACCAAGACCAGUUGCAGCUUCUGUUGAUCUUUUUGUGACCAAUCUAAUGCUAUGGAUGCGAAUGUCGGGUUGAUUAACUCGAUAAAUGUCACGCUUUCUGACGUGGGUUUUGAAAGGUCUUGAAUUAUGGGAGGCACGGAAGCCGUAGUGGGUCUUUCUUUAAAUGAUGUAGUUGAUCACAUGCUAAAAACUUGUUCUACAGGAAGCAAAGGUGAAUAAACGAAUGGCAAAGAUUGCCAAGCCUUCGCGCAAAAGAUCUCUUCCUUCCCUUCAACCAUUUGGCAACAUGAAACAGUCUAGUAUACUAGACCAUCUUCAACCCAUGGGUAAAUCACAAAAGAGGCAAACUGGGGAUUGUCCUGUGGCAACAACAUCUAGAGCGCAGUUACAGAUACAUUCUGAGGGACAUGCAGAAGAAAAUAAGCCUCAUAUUGAAGAGACUUCUGAAAAAAUUUCUACGCUUGAAUCAUCUGAGCCAUCAUACAAUGUGAACUCAGUCCAGAGAACAGAAGAGCACAUAGAUAUUGGACCAGACUGGGACCAGAAAGCCGACAGACUGCUGCAAAAACAUUUUGGGUACUCUGGGUUGAAGAGCUUUCAAAAGGAAGCUCUUGGUGCUUGGGUUGCUCAUCAAGAUUGUCUUGUUCUUGCAGCAACAGGAUCUGGGAAAUCUCUGUGCUUCCAAAUACCUGCGCUUUUGACAGGGAAGGUUGUGGUUGUAAUUUCUCCAUUGAUUAGCUUGAUGCAUGACCAGUGCUUAAAGCUAGCCAAACAUGGCAUCUCUGCAUGCUUCCUCGGAUCUGGACAACCAGAUAACAGUGUUGAGAAGAAGGCAAUGAAUGGCAUGUACUCCAUCGUAUAUGUUUGCCCUGAGACACUGUUAAGACUUAUAAAGCCACUGCAGAGGCUUGCUGAGAAUUGUGGAAUAGCUUUAUUUGCCAUCGACGAAGUACACUGUGUUUCUAAAUGGGGACAUGAUUUUAGACCAGACUACAGGCGAUUGUCUGUGUUGCGCGAAAGUUUUAGUUCCAAGAGUUUGGAAUUUUUGAGAGUUGACAUCCCAAUUAUGGCAUUGACUGCCACUGCCACUAUUCAUGUCAGAGAAGACAUUCUUAAGUCACUUAGGUUGUCGAAGGAAGCAAAAGUUGUGCUCACGUCAUUCUUCCGUCCAAAUCUUCAAUUUUCAGUAAUGCAUAGUAGAACUUCAUCCCCAUCUUCUUAUGUUAAGGAUUUCCAAGAAUUGGUGAAAGUAUACACUAGCAAGAGAACACUGAAAGGAAGCAGUCACUGUACUAGUAAUGUUACGGAAGAUUUUGAGAAUGGACUAGAACAUUCCAGUAACACGAGUACUGAUAGCAGUGAUGAUGAACUAGAUGACCAGGAUAAGGAGUUAAGCUCGCUCAAACAACAUGGUUUCAGUGCUUCGAAAGAGAGACAACUAUCAGUUGAAUUUCUAGAAGAUGAUUUUGAUGAGAUCCAAACUGCAGAUGACUUUGAUGUUUCUUGUGGGGAGUUUUGUGGGAAGUCAUUGGUUGAUGAUGUUAGCGAGUCUACCAAGUCGCCACAUCCUUCUCCACACCCAGCAGAAAGACUACAACCUAAUGAUCGUUCUUUGGAACAAGGACCCACCAUCAUCUAUGUUCCUACCAGAAAACAAACAGUAGCAAUAGCAAAAUAUCUUUGCACAAAGGGUGUGAAGGCUGCACCUUAUAAUGCUCAGUUGCCAAAGUCGCAUCUUAGACAGGUCCACAAGGAAUUUCAUGAGAAUGUUUUAGAUGUUGUUGUUGCAACUAUUGCUUUUGGAAUGGGAAUUGACAAACUAAAUGUACGGAGAAUUAUCCAUUAUGGCUGGCCUCAGAGCCUGGAAGCCUAUUAUCAAGAAGCAGGGCGUGCAGGCCGAGAUGGAAAAUUAGCAGAGUGCAUUUUGUAUGCAAACCUAUUAAGAACGCCAACCCUUCUACCGAAUAAAAGAAGCGAAGAACAAAAAAAGAUUGCAUACAAGAUGUUAACUGAUUGCUUCAGAUAUGGUAUGAAUACUUCUAUUUGCCGAGCUAAAGUACUGGUUGAAUACUUUGGGGAGGUUUUCCAGCAAGAGAAGUGCAUAUCAUGUGACGUCUGCAGAAAUGGACCUCCUGAACCACAGAAUUUGAAAGCAGAGGCUAAUAUAUUCUUGCAAGUGAUUGCUGCUCACUACAAACAGCAAAACUUCGCAGACUAUUCAUACGAUGAUUUCUUGAACAGCGAUAUGGUACGAAGCAAAUCAUCUGAUAAGCUAAAUUUGAGGAUUGUUGUGACAAAGAUAAGGGAGCAAUCUCAGCAAUUUAUUGCUAGUGAUAAACUAUGGUGGCAGGGCCUAGCUCGUCUAAUGCAAGAUAAAGGUUUGAUCAGGGAAGGAGGUAACAUGACUGGUGUUCAGAUCAAAUGCUUUGAACUAACUAAUCAGGGACUUGGAUUUCUUGAAUCUGGUAUAGAGCAAGACUUUUAUGCUUAUCCCGAGGCUGAUAUGCUGUUAUCAGCCACCCUGGUAGAGAAACCUUAUUCUUCUUUCGCGGAGUGGGGCAAGGGAUGGGCGGAUCCUGAGAUCCGUCAACAGCGUCUAGCAAGGAGGAGAGCAAAUUGGAAACCGCGAAAAUCUCGUAACAGAAAGUCUAGAAAGCAGCCGACUUCAAUGACAGUUAAAGAGAGAAUAAGUGCUAGACUAUCAAAGCGAAAAAGAUGAAUACUUCGCAAACUGUACUUCCUUUAGAUGUUUGAUUUUUUGAUACACAGCUCGACUUAUUUAAGUCUGAUGUAAACCAUGUGUUAAUGUGUAAUUGUUCCCAUGUAUUGUAGCGCGCUGGUAAUACAAGCCUCUGCAGCGCUACUUAGUAACACAAUGAUUGAUCCUGAACUAUUCCCUGUAUAAUGGCUUUCAAGUAUUAUAGUAAGCUAGACAGCUAGUAAUACAAGUUUUGAUGUGAGUCUGAUAUUUGUAUAUGGGAAAGAAUUGAGGAUAAUUUCGUUGUGUUUGUUCUCUUCAUACAAAUUUGUCGAACUUAUUUAUAAUUCUGUAUAAUUUCAUUUUUACUUGAUUCUUUUAAACUGCA